GGGCACUCCAACUAUUUUUCCACCUCAAAGUUUUGAUUCCGUUAAAGAUGCUCAUGAUUUGCGUAAGGCAAUGAAAGGUUUUGGAACUGAUGAAGAUGCACUCAUCAAUAUUAUUUGUCGCCGAACAAAUGAACAACGACAGGAAAUACAACGUCAAUAUAAAACUCAUUUUGGUAAAGAUCUGAUCGAGGAUAUUAAAUCAGAAACAAGUGGUAAUUUCGAGAAGUUACUUGUUGGCCUCUUACGUCCCAUUGUGGACUACUAUUGUGCUGAAUUGAAUGAUGCAAUGGCUGGCAUUGGUACUGAUGAAGAUGUGCUUAUAGAAAUCUUAUGUACACUAUCUAAUAUGGAAAUACACACUAUUAAAAAUCAAUAUUUACGUUUGUAUGGUGCUCACUUGGAAUCUGAACUAAAAUCCGAGACAUCUGGCAAUUUUAAACGUCUUUUGAUUUCACUCUGUACAGCAGCACGUGAUGAAAGUGGACACACUGACGCAGGAACUGCACAAAAUGAUGCUAGAGAAUUACUAAAAGCUGGUGAAUUACGUGUAGGCACUGAUGAAAGCAUGUUUAAUAUGAUUUUGUGCCAACGUAAUUAUCAACAAUUGCGUCUGAUAUUCCAAGAAUAUGAACGUAUGACAGGACAUACACUGGAAAAAGCUAUUAAAAAAGAAUUUUCCGGUGAUAUUAUGGAAGGUUUAAUCGCCAUCUAUAGAUGCGUUAAUAAUAAAACCGAAUAUUUUGCAUCUCGUUUACACAAGAGUAUGGCUGGUAUUGGCACAAAUGAUAAACAAUUGAUACGCGUUAUAAUAACACGUAGUGAGAUCGAUUUGGCCGAUAUAAAAACUACAUUCGAACGUAUGUACGGCAAAAGCUUGAAGAGCUGGAUUAAGGGUGAUACCUCUGGACAUUACAAGCACGCUUUGUAUGCUUUAGUCGGUGAACAACGUUCUUCAUAAAUAAUCUCCAGCUACAUAAAUUCACAAUGGGCCAAAAUCUCUACUAACUUUUUUACAUAUAUUAUAUUAAAUCUAAGUAAUAUUUUCGAAUAUUUAAAAUUAUAAUUGAAUUAAUGUCCUAAGUUACAUAUAAACAUAAUUUCAUUACCAUAAUAUUCAAAACGUAAUAUAAAAGUUUGUACAGGAUAUAUAAAAAUAUUUUCAUUGUAUAUUUAAAAAUCAAAUAACUAUAAC
Messenger RNA from Teleopsis dalmanni, 1192 nucleotides. RefSeq names its product annexin B11. Gene Ontology annotation, molecular function: calcium-dependent phospholipid binding; calcium ion binding. Gene Ontology annotation, cellular component: cytoplasm. The transcript is spliced from 6 exons. NCBI's taxonomy places the organism in Eukaryota, Metazoa, Arthropoda, Insecta, Diptera, Diopsidae. The record is from RefSeq and is a predicted model, not a curated record. The coding region runs from base 71 to 958 and encodes 295 amino acids.